This is a messenger RNA of Brassica oleracea var. oleracea, 681 nucleotides long. Its product is annotated as profilin-5. The record is from RefSeq and is a predicted model, not a curated record. Gene Ontology annotation, cellular component: cell cortex. Lineage: Eukaryota; Viridiplantae; Streptophyta; Magnoliopsida; Brassicales; Brassicaceae. The coding region runs from base 51 to 518 and encodes 155 amino acids. The transcript is spliced from 3 exons. Gene Ontology annotation, molecular function: actin monomer binding.
AUCAAAUUAAGACAUACCGGCACGUGUCGUUCACGUAUAUCUCUCUGUAUAUGCCACUGCUACACUUGGACGCUAUCUCUGGAACAUUCCGAUUAUCCACAGAAGAAACAGAGCCGAGGAAGAUGUCGUGGCAGACUUAUGUAGACGAUCACUUGAUGUGCGAUGUCGAAGGCAACCGCCUCACCGCCGCCGCAAUUCUUGGUCAAGACGGUAGCGUCUGGGCUCAGAGCGCAAAUUUCCCUCAGUUGAAGCCUGAGGAAAUCAGUGGCAUCAACAAAGACUUUAAUGAGCCUGGAACGCUUGCCCCAACGGGAUUGUUUAUCGGUGGCACAAAGUACAUGGUCAUCCAAGGAGAGCCCAAUGCUGUCAUUCGUGGGAAGAAGGGUGCUGGUGGUGUUACCAUCAAGAAGACCACACAAGCCAUGGUCUUUGGUAUCUACGAAGAGCCAAUGACUCCUGGACAGUGCAAUAUGGUUGUUGAGAGGCUUGGUGACUACCUGAUUGAAUCAGGGCUCUGAAACCCAAUCAUGUUGUCUUUAUAUUGAGAGAAAACCUAUUUAUAUAUCGAAUGUGAUCAAAUCGUUUUAAUAGUCCAACUGUGUAUUACCCCUUACCAUGUGAUGGAUCCUUGGGGUUGUAUGAUUUUAUAAUAAAAUUUGGUAUUUUCUUCGUUUGUGUCGA